UAUAGCGGGAGAAGCAGAAGGAGACGGAGGGCGGAGUGGGAGAAAUCGUUGUGAAGCUUCAGAGUCUCGGUGCUGAUCAACUUGUAGGCCUCCGCCUGUAACGCUGACUUACUCCAUUUAAUCUACUCUGUAGUUUUAUCGUAGAUGUCGUAGAAUUCGCGUGCUGGUGUGUGUAAAGCUCAGCGCGGUCGCUAGUAGCCGGGUCGCUCCUUAGCCAGCGUUAGCCAAGUAACCAGCUGCAGGCGCUUUAUCGCCAUUUUGCGCAAUCAACAGCCCGAGAUUUUCGCCCGCAGCUAGGUGGUUGAUCGUGCAGCAUGGCGGAGGCAGACCGACCGGGGAAGCUCUUCAUCGGGGGACUGAACACGGAGACCACCGAGAAGGCCCUGGACCAGUACUUCAGCAAAUAUGGCAGGAUUGUCGAAGUUAUUUUGAUGAAGGACCGUGAAACAAACAAGUCAAGAGGAUUUGCUUUUGUUACUUUUGAAAGUCCGUCUGAUGCAAAGGAUGCAGCACGCGAGAUGAAUGGAAAGUCUCUCGACGGCAAGCCUAUUAAAGUUGAGCAGGCUACAAAGCCUCAGUUUGAGAGUGGAGGCAGGCGAGGACCUCCACCCAUGUACUCCCGCAGUCGCCCCCCCAGAGGAGCCCGUGGUUCCAGGGGAGGUAUUGAUGGAAUGAGGAGCCCACCUUCCAGAGACUACUAUGAUAAUUCAGGGAAUGGAGAACCCUUCUUCAAAGGGAUGUCAUCCAGAGGCCCCCCUCCUAUGAAGAGAGGACCCCCAGAACGUAAUGGAGGCCCCCCACCAAAGAGGUCUGCCCCGUCUGGUCCUUUGAGCAGACCAUCCAUGUCAAGGGACAGGGAUCCAUAUGGUCCACCCCCUCCUCGCAGAGACUCCAUGAUGUCCAGGAGGGACGAUUAUCCAUCACCACGAGAUGACAAUUACAACUCAAAGGACAGCUACUCCAGCCGGGAUUAUAAUUCCAGAGAGUCCAGGGAUUAUGGAGCUCCCCCCAGAGAUUAUUCAUACAGAGAAUACACAAACUCCAGUUCCCGAGAUGACUAUGGCUCAAUGUCAAGAGGAUACAGCGAUCGCGAUGGUUAUGGCGGAGGCCGCGAAAGCAGAAGCUACAUGGACCGUCCGAGUGGUGGCUCCUACCGGGAUUCAUACGAUGGUUAUGGUAACUCUCGCAGCGCCCCACCCUCAAGGGGCCCCCCACCAUCCUAUGGUGGGAGCAGUGGAAGCAGUCGUUAUGAUGACUAUGGCAGCAGUACCCGGGAUGGCUAUGGCAGUCGUGACAGUUACCCCAGCAGUCGGAGUGAGUCGUAUCAACCUAGCCGUGGUGAGCGUAUGGGCAGGCAGGAGAGGGGCCCUGCUCCCCCUGUCGAGAGAGGCUACCCUCCUCGUGAUACGUACAGCAGCUCAAGUCGUGGAGCGCCUCGUGGGGGCCGAGGGGGCCAUCGAGCCGAUAGAGGAAUGGCUCGCAGCAGAUACUGAACUGGACUUGGAAAUCGCAUUAAAGCAAACCUUGGUCGCCGUUGCACAGAAACGACGUGUUCUGGAUGAAACCUGACGUGACAAACAAGCCAUGUCUAAAUCUGUGGAUUACAAAGCUUAGCUUUAAACUCUGUCAUGACUUUCCCAGUUUUUUAUGUGUAAAAUUACUUUUGUUUUUGUUUUUUUAGCAUUUCUCUUGCUCAUGUAACAGUACAGUUACCAAGUGAGUGUUAGUUUUUGUACAUCAGUGCUGUUGGAAUCUGCAAUGCCCUAUAAGUCUGGCUACUCUAAUAAAGCUUUUAGUUGUACCUUGA
Messenger RNA from Pleuronectes platessa (European plaice), 1807 nucleotides. RefSeq names its product RNA binding motif protein X-linked (gene rbmx). Gene Ontology annotation, molecular function: RNA binding. The coding region runs from base 315 to 1493 and encodes 392 amino acids. The transcript has 9 exons. Gene Ontology annotation, biological process: positive regulation of mRNA splicing, via spliceosome. NCBI's taxonomy places the organism in Eukaryota, Metazoa, Chordata, Actinopteri, Pleuronectiformes, Pleuronectidae. Gene Ontology annotation, cellular component: spliceosomal complex. The record is from RefSeq and is a predicted model, not a curated record.